Frankliniella occidentalis (western flower thrips) is the source of this 1102-nucleotide messenger RNA. RefSeq lists its product as uncharacterized. Gene Ontology annotation, biological process: protein ubiquitination; interstrand cross-link repair. Bases 1 to 549 code for a protein of 182 amino acids. The transcript has 3 exons. Gene Ontology annotation, cellular component: nucleus. Gene Ontology annotation, molecular function: ubiquitin protein ligase activity. The record is from RefSeq and is a predicted model, not a curated record. Lineage: Eukaryota; Metazoa; Arthropoda; Insecta; Thysanoptera; Thripidae.
AUGUCUGCGUCAAUGGAGCGAUCUCCAGAUUUUAGCCAGUCCCCCACUAGGAUCAGUCAUCGCUUCAGGACUGCAGCUCUAAAUCACCCUUCUGGUUCCUUUAGCCGCAGUAGCUUUCCAGAUAACAAUGGGUCUCAUAUUGACCAGCCAGGUACAUCACAGUCAGUUUCAGCAAGAGAAGAGCCUGACUUAACCCGGACCCGCAGAGACCAUUCGCUAGACCAAAGCAGUUCUCUUGCUAGAACUUCUCGUCGCUCUGAAAAUGUUCAACGGCCUUUCCUUUGUCAAAGACGCCAGCCUUUAUCUUCUCAGGAACCUGGUAAAAAACAGCAGCAAUCUAAGAAAAAAAAAGGUAUGAAAGCCGCAGCUAUGUGCUUAAUUUGUUUGGAAAAGGGUCGGAAAGAUCUCUUUUGCACUAAUUGUGGGCAUACUUUCCACAAAUCUUGUCUUGCUGAGUGGGAUAAGGUUCAGAAAAAAAGGAAACAACCAGAAAAAAUUUGCCCGACGUGUAAAAAAAAAUAUGGCCGUUUCUUUAAAAUCAGGAUGUAGGUAUUAAAAUCAAAUUUUCCUGCAUACAACAAUUGGUGCUUUUUAAGUUCUGUUUGACUUUUUUCUUUGUUUAUGAAUAAUACUUCUUACUUAAAAUUGUUUUGUACCUAUGUAAGGAGAGGACACCCGAUGAACCCUCAAUGAAAUUCAUGCCUUAAUCUUUUGUUGGAUCAGAGAAGAUUUGUGAACCUUGCUUAUCUAGUGUGAUUACUCUGACUUAAGAAAAGAAGACUAAGGUUCCAAUUAAAGACAAGGUAUGGCGUUCAUUGAGGUAGGCAUCGGACCUAUAGUCUGAUAAGUCCAGUAAUUACAGAGUCAAUUUUUUACAAUUGUGUUAUUUUCUCUUGUACUGACACUUUUUGUAAUGUUUUAAGACAGGCUCUGAAAACUUAACAGUGUACAUUGUAUGCCGAUAUAUCAGCAAUCAUAUCAGCACACAAUGUACACAGUUGAGUUUUCAGAGCGUUUUGAAGUUUUGUUUCCUUUUUCUUUUAUAGAAAAAUCAAUGCAUGACAAUUUUUUUCAUUUCUGUGACAUGUAUCACUUUUCUUAA